This is a messenger RNA of Oryzias latipes (Japanese medaka), 3988 nucleotides long. It is a transcript of the gene fam110d, whose product is annotated as family with sequence similarity 110 member D. The record is from RefSeq and is a predicted model, not a curated record. Lineage: Eukaryota; Metazoa; Chordata; Actinopteri; Beloniformes; Adrianichthyidae.
CCGCGCGCCGUCAGUGUGCCAGCAGCAGCCAGAGCAUAGCGCAGGGAGCAGAGCGCAGAGCGCAGACAGAGCGCAGCGCCACGCCGCACGUCUUCCUCACAGGGAUCAUACAGCUUCACCGGACCUGAAAUACACCUCAUGAGUAGACACCGUGAAGGAUUAAGGGUCUGCACAGGUGAGGACGCCAUCCACCUCUCUGCCAUCUGUCCUUCAACGGAUCAAGUGCCUUGGUGCCGGCCGCCCCCAGGUCAACUCAUCCGCAACAGGAGCAAAACAAUAAGUCUGGACCUGACGUACCUUGGAAGGCCAGCACAAAGCAAAUAUUUGAGGCCAUUAUAUCUGAUUUCCCCAGGCAGUCGCCACUGACGAGCAGGAAAAGUGGGGGAGGAAGAAGUUACCCUUUCAGAGUGCACCCUGCCCGCUAUUUUAGCCACACUGUGGGCAGGGAGCAUCUCAUUUGGCUGCACUGUUGGCUUACCAAAAAAAAAAAAAAAACAUUCCCUCCCUGCAUGUCCAAAAAUCCUGAAUAAACACCAGAUAGUGAAAUCAGCUUUUCUUGACCUGCCCAACAAAGAGACUUUAGACAGACUCUGUGGUCUCCUUGAAUUAGUGAGAACGAUUUUAAAACUAUGAGAGCAUUGGUGAGGGCUGACUUCUCCAUCUGAUCUUGGAAGUUUCUCCAAAACCACCAAGUGGGAAAUCGGACGUUUGUUUAAGAGCUGCCGUUUUGAUGCCUUUCCCAACUUGCUGAAGUAACAUGAAACCUCUCACGCCGAUUGGAUCCCCGUCUCCUCUGAGGCUUCUCAACAAGGGUCCAGACUACCUGCGCAGGCAGAUUGACGGAGGAGGUCAUGGGCGAUCCAUCAGCGCAGUGGAAAGGCUAGAAGCAGACAAAGCCAAAUACGUCAAGAGCCAGCAGGUGAUCAACACCAAGCAAGAGCCCGUUCUUGUGCCCUGCGCCACGCCACCGCCACAUACCCGCCGAGCUUUCUCCACGCCUGGGAGCCUAACCCCUCGUCUCCCCCCACGGCGUUUAUCCAACACUCCCUUCUCCAUUUCAUCUGGGUCUUUCCCCUCAAGAGAUGAGAAUGAAAAUGAUGAUUCCAGAAAGGAGAACAGACGGACCUCAGUUGACAUUGAGGUGCACAACAGGAGCAACGUGAAUUAUGUGACGCCUCCCAGCCCGCGAACACCUGGGACCAACAAGUUGGUGGCCCCCCACAGCGCCCCGGUGCUCAGAAAGAGCACAGGCAAGCGCAUGUUGAGGCCAGACUCUCUGGUCAUCUAUCGGCAGAAAAAGGAGUGUAAAAGCCUCAGCGAUGCUGCAGCAGGAGAAAACAACAACGUGGAUGUGAAGGGACAGAGUUUUGUCCGACGCCUCUUCCAGGGCUCCAUGAGGGAAAAGAACGGUGGAGGGGAGGGCAGAAUCCAGAAGAUGGUGAUUGGUGAAGAAAAAGCCCCGUCGCGGGACGGUGACUCUCGCAUGUCUUGGACCAACGACAAAGAUGCUCCAGACGGCGCAGGAAGCCGUAAAACCGACCAAGAACGAAGUCCUCUCAGUUUACCCAGCCCUGGAUCCAGAUUCAGACUUGAAAACACAAGCAACGUAUUUACAAACACCACCAGUGACGCAGUGAACGGUGCUGUCACCAAUGGCAACGAUGAUGACAAUGACCCAUGGAGGCGCGUGUCCCCACCACCAUCAAGAAGACUCUUUGGGGAGCUGCAGCGCUCCAAGUCAGACUUACUCCUUCACUGUUCUGUCGCAUUUUCAGAGCAGGAGCAUUUCUUUGACUUCUGUGGUCUGGACAUGGACAUGAUAGAGCGUCUGGGUCGACAGAACUUUCUGUCCGGCGCCAGCUCCACGGACACCCUCUCUCUGGCUCUCCGCAGCGUGAGCGAAGACAGCGGCGGCGCCUCAGAGCCCAGCGAGUUCUCCCGCCAUUCAGGAGACGGACUGUUUCAGGAGGAGCUGGCAGAGCAGCUUCCCACAGGGGUGUCGAUCAUCGAGAGGAACGCUCGAGUCAUCAAGUGGCUUUACGGAUGUAAAAAUGCUGCUCAGGAAGGACCCAAAGAGUCUACCGUUUAAUGUGUGGACACAGAUCUGGAGUCUUGAGAGGCUUCUAUUUUCACAAAAAAACCAGUGGAUAAGCACAUGUUUGUCAGAACACAGGAGGCUAUUCAGACAAUUCAGGGAUGAUAGAAGAACUGUUGCAGAAUUUGACCGCAGACCCAAGAUAAAGUGACCAAAUCCUUGCAGAAUUCACAGAGUUUUUAUGAACAUUUCAGGAUUUUAAAGAGGGCAUUGCUGUGUAUUUAUAAGUUCCUUUUUCACAUAUUUUGUCUGCCAUAGGUCAUAGCUAAAAUUUAUUUUACUGUAAGUUUAAUUAAAAAAGAAAUCUGAUAGUAGUCUUAAAAUGAGGAAGUCAAUUAAUACAUAAAGCUAAUUCAAUUAAUGAAAUAUUACAUUUUAAAUAGUCUUUUUAGAUUUUCAUUAAUAAAUAAAGCUUUUUAGUUACUUCCAAAACUUUAUUUUCACACACAUUAAAGGGAGCUGGAUUCUUGACACUUUAGACCUGCUGUUAUUGUGCUGCGGUUUAUAGAAAAUUCAGUAAUAUGUUCUUUGAUGUGCAGAAAUCUCACUGUAAAGCAACAAUAAAGAACUGGGAGCAGCUUUUUUUUCCAGGAAUUUUAAAAAGAAACUCUUAAAGUGAACUUUGUUCAGCCUGUUGAGGCUCUUUCUGAAAAGCUUCAACCUUGAGGGUCUUUUUGUUUUUUUAAGAUUGCAAAGAAAAAACAGAGUAUCAGUGCAGUCUGCAUGUAGAUUAGCGUUCAGUGGCAUCCACUCUGACACUACUGCUUUUUCAAUUUAAUGAAUAGCAACUGAUAAUAGUGAAACCCAGUCACAUCCCUCUUGUAUUUGUAGAUUAUAUAUAUUUUUAAAAAAAGGCUGUGUAAGCAUUACGUUUUCACAUUUUUAGAAUAAAGAUCCUACUUUCUAACUUAAAAAAUGUUUUUGUAUCUGUGGAUGUUGCAAAGGUUCAUGCCACUUUUUUAUUUUGCUUGAAUUCAUAGAGUUAAACAGAACUGGACUCCGAGCUGAGAGGAUGAAAUGCUUACAGACUGAUACCAGCUUUGCCCUUGAUGACUACGUUUUUGUUUUUUUUUUGUUUUUUUGUAAACUGGAAAAGUGAUGUGUGUGAAGUGAACAAUGAGUACCUCAUUUGCAUUUGUCCCAGUUUAGGUUGUAUGUUGUUGGGUUUUUUUUGCUCCUGAAACGCGGGCGUUGGAUCAGGCAUGCGAGGCGGCGCCCCUGUGGGGUUGUUGGUGCACUGAACUGGACAGAGAUUAAAGAUUGAAAUUUUACUUUCCAGAGCUUUUAAACUGAAGAGGAUUCAUAUCAGUGUCCGCCUUCUGUUGAAGCUUCUCAGACAGUAUUUAUUUCACCUGUAAGGUCAGUGUUUAACACCCACAAUGGUCACUCAUGCAAGCUAUAAUAAAAAAAAACAUUUAUUACCACAUUGUUGAUGGUAAAUCCUGUUUUAGCAGUAAGCUUAUUUAAUUAAUUUCUCUCUAAAGUGGGGGAGACUCAAGCUGUUUGAUGUUUGAAGAUUCACUUUCACCAUCUGGAAGUUUCCAGAUGUUUACUCUCCCCAGUUUUCUCAUCAAAACUGCAGGGGAGGCUGAGGUUGCCCUCUGCUCACUGAUAACCACGGAUCUUACCUCACUUCAUCCAUUCUCUGUUUUUCCACUAAAGGUCAUUUCCAUCUCUUGACUGAAGGAUGCUGAUAAAAUGUGUGCAGGUCUGAGAUAUGUGGAGUAUGGACUGAGAGGCCUACAGGCUAAAGGUUUCCAAAUGAAUUUUUUUUUUCUGAGAGGAUCUGUUUAAAUCCUUUAUUUUCUGUACACAAAAAAAAAAAGUUUUUAUUUUCUAAAAUAAGUUUGUGUAUGCUCAACACACUGCAAAUAAACACAUGUAUGGAGGUAA